AUGAUAUUCAUAAUAGGUCGUCAUUUAUGUUCGCGACGUUAUCGAGAAUUUGCUUCAUUACAUCAACAAUUAAAACAAGAAUUUCCCGAUUUUCCAUUUAGUCCUUUACCUAAAAAAUGGCCAUUUAAAUUAUCCGAUCAACAAUUAGAUGCUCGUAGACGUGGUCUUGAACAAUAUCUUGAUAAGAUUUGUUCAGUUCGUGUCGUUGGUGAUUGUGAUCUUGUACAAGAAUUUUUAUCAGCUGAUGUUUAUGAACGUGAUUCAAUUUCAAUUGAUGUUGAAAUAAAAAUUAUGCUACCUGAUCGAUCAGUUACAAUUCUUAAAAUUAAACGUUUUUCUACUACUGAUAAAGUUUAUGAAGCUGUUGUAGCAAAAAUUAAUUUACCACAACAAUGUGCUCCAUUUUUUUAUCUUUUUGAAAUUCUUGAUUAUACAUUUGGUAAGGAACGAAAACUUCGUCCAAUUGAAUAUCCACAUCAAAUUUAUGUACAAAAUUGUUGUACAGCUAAUACAACAUGUUUAUGUUUACGUAAAUUUGUUUUUUCACCAACAAUUGAAAAUCAAAUUUUAAAAUAUCCAUUAGCACGUGAUUAUCUUUAUCGAGAAGCAAUCGAUCAAUUAAGUCGUGCAGAAAAUUCUACUGUUGAUCAACGUUCAGCAUUAAAAACUUUUGAUGAAAUUGAAUAUAUAAAAUAUGCUCAAACAUUUACCGAUAUAUAUAAUACAAUAACAUUUCCUUUAUGUCCAUGUAGUUCACGUAAAGAUAAUGGUUGUGUUAUAUUAUCAUUAAAUAGCACACGUCUUCGUUUACAUGCUUGUACUGAUGAUGGUCAAUUGGAAACAAAUCAAAUAGCUGAUUUUGAAUGGACAAUAAUUGGACGUUAUUGUGUCGAUGAACAAUAUUUUAUAUUUGAAUAUAAACGUUCAACAAUGAAAGUUGCUAAACCAGUUAAAUUACAAACACCAUUUGGGCAAUUUAUGUAUGAUUGUUUUGAAUGUAUUCUUCGUGAAUUACAAUUAACAACUAAUAAUAAUAAUAAACCAGAUGAGCCGAAUGUUUAA
Rotaria sp. Silwood2 is the source of this 1062-nucleotide messenger RNA. The record is from the annotation of a GenBank genome assembly. NCBI's taxonomy places the organism in Eukaryota, Metazoa, Rotifera, Eurotatoria, Philodinida, Philodinidae.